AGCCAAAAUAUAUUGUUUUCUCCUCUUUCUCAGAACCUUACCGAAACCAGAAAACCCGAUAAAACAGAAACCAGAUCUCCCAGGAGGAACGACAAUCCAUUUUUCAAGUUUUGAGUUUCCAGGACAGCCAAGUUUUGAUGUCAAUUAUGAGCGGAGUAUCUGGGUUAUGUUCCAUGUAGGAGGGAUUCUUCAAUAUGGGGAUUCUAGGAUUGAAGUUAGUGUAAAGUUUUGAGCAUUUUUUUUUAAAGAUCGGGCAUUUGAUUUGAUAAGUAGUAGUAAUGGCUUCGAAAGAUAAGAGAAGUAAAUUUUGGAAUUGGGUUUUGGGUUUGAUAUACAUAUUCUUAGUUGCAGUAAUAUGGAUUGCCGCCAGUUUUGUGGUUCAGUCUGUUGUUGAUGGGGGUGUCUCUCCAUUUCUAGUCACAUACAUUUGCAAUUCGUUAUUUGUCAUUUACAUUCCUAUAGUUGAAGUUGGACGCUACCUAGAGGAUACUUGUGGAGGUUUAUUGUUCUGGAGAUAUAAAAAGAGCAAUCCUUUACAAGAACUAGGAGAAUCAGAGCAGGUUAUUCUUCUUGGAGAGAGUAGUUCAAGAACAGAAGUGGCUGGAUUGGAUCUACCUUCACCUUUGAAAGAGGGAGAAACUAAUCAGGAAGAGACAGAUGUUGGAGACAACUUGGAGUUUGGAUCACAUGGUGCUGAAAGGACUUUGCCUGAUCAAAGUAAAUCUGAUGAAGAAACUAAUAAAGAUUUGGAUGCAAAAGGGCGAUGGACUCGGACUAGAGUGGCCAAGGUCAGCCUGCAAGUAUGCCCAUUUUGGUUUUUGGCCCAAUUGACUUUUAAUCUCUCAUUGAAAUAUACUACAGUUACGUCUAACACCAUCUUAAGCAGUGCAUCCAGCCUUUUCACUUUUCUGGUCUCCCUAGCAUUCCUGGGUGAGAGGUUCACUUGGGUAAAGCUUGCAAGUGUUCUUCUUUGCAUGGCUGGAACGAUUAUUGUCAGCCUGGGUGACUCAGAAAACUCAAAUACCAGUUUAGGUGUAAUUGCUUCAAACCCUCUUCUUGGAGACAUAUUUGCUCUUGUCUCAGCUGCGUUAUAUGCUGUUUAUGUUACACUUAUUCGCAAGAAAUUGCCCGAUGAUGAAGAAAAGAGUGGCCAGGCAAGCAUGGCACAGUUCCUUGGAUUUCUAGGACUUUUCAAUCUGAUCAUAUUUCUUCCUUUUGCUCUUAUAAUUAAUUUUACCAAGCUGGAACCCUUCAGUACCUUGACCUGGAAGCAGGCAGGCCUAAUUGUUGGAAAAGGUUUGUUAGACAACGUGCUGAGUGAUUACUUAUGGGCCAAAGCUGUUCUUCUCACAACAACCACAGUAGCAACAGCUGGUCUUACAAUUCAAGUACCAUUGGCAGCUCUGGUGGAUACGCUAACAGGCAAUGCUCCUCUCCUCAUGGAUUACCUCGGAGCUGUUGCUGUCAUGAUUGGUUUUGCAGGCAUCAACAUACCCUCUGAUGCAUUUAGCCAAUCAAAAGAAUCUACUCCUGAAUUAGAACAUGAAAAUGUAAAUUCAACCAGUCAAGGGUGUGUCUCAUCGCCUCAUCAAGCAGUUGCAAUUUCUUAGAAUGUUGUUGAGAUGCUGUAUUACAGUAAUGGUUACCAUUUCCAGCAUUUCUCAUUUUUUAACGUAAAUAGCCUACCGGCUUUUAAAUUGAAGUUUGUAAAUUACAAUGUCAUUACUUCACGAAAGUCAGUUAGCCCUCUCGUUUUAGGGGUAUCCGUUUGUCUCAUAAGAGAGUUAGGUUCAUCUGCUUAUCAGUGCGCCCAGCAAAAUCACACCACAAUCCGAAAGAAACUAUAAUUGUUCUGGAAGAUUCAAGUUAUGUGAUCUUGAUUCUGAGAAAUUGUCAUUGCACCAUCUUGUCAGGAAUCAUGGGAUCUUUGCAUGUCCAAUUGUGGACUAAUUUGGUACAUAAAUAAGUGUUUUAUCA
Molecule: messenger RNA, 1977 nt
Organism: Rubroshorea leprosula
Lineage: Eukaryota; Viridiplantae; Streptophyta; Magnoliopsida; Malvales; Dipterocarpaceae
Source: the annotation of a GenBank genome assembly